Messenger RNA from Pieris macdunnoughi, 501 nucleotides. The record is from the annotation of a GenBank genome assembly. NCBI's taxonomy places the organism in Eukaryota, Metazoa, Arthropoda, Insecta, Lepidoptera, Pieridae.
AUGCCGUUCAUGAUAGGAAGAGCACCCAUUCGACGCACUCUAAAUUACUUGAACGCUGGAAAACUUGUUCUUAAAGAUAAAAUUAAGGUCUUCUCUGUAGCUUACAAUAUUAUCGGCCAAAACAAUGCAGGAGCUAAAGAUUUCGUUUUCUGGUAUUUACCACAGAUCCAGUAUAAAAAUCCAGAUGUCCAAGUAGCUACAUUAAAGAACCUAACACCUACACCAUUUAUUAAAUGUUACUUAGAGGAUGGUAAACAGAUUUUGGUAGACAUUGACAAUAAAUCAAAAGAAGAGAUCCUUGAACAUCUUUUACAUACUAUUGGGAAAUCAAAAGAUGUUCUGGAAGCUGAAGCUAUAGCUGCUGAGAAGAAAGAUAACCCUGCCAAUUUUGGUGCUGGAUGUGAAAGAGCUUGCAUGUGUGAAAUUUAUGGACAAGUCCCUUGUUCUGGUGUUGUAACCUUACCCAAAGUGAUGAGAGGAAAAUAUAAAAAUGCAGAUUAG